Durio zibethinus is the source of this 711-nucleotide messenger RNA. Lineage: Eukaryota; Viridiplantae; Streptophyta; Magnoliopsida; Malvales; Malvaceae. The record is from RefSeq and is a predicted model, not a curated record.
AUGACCCAACAAUAUUUGAGAUCACUUACCAAGGAAGGCAUACUUGUACUCUUGCCUCACAUGGAGUGCCUUCCCCAGGACCAUUGGAAAAUCAAGACCAAGGAACCUCUUCUGUAUGUUCCACGUAUUGGAAAGCGUUUCAAUGCUGAACUGCAAUACUCUUUGGUGGCGAAGCCACAGCCCUCUGAACAAGCAAUCAGAAUGCCAGAGUCGCAACCUCCUCGUGUUGGAAGUACUCCCCGGAGUGAGGUCCAUGACUGUGAUUUCGAGGAACAGGAGCUCAAAGAUGACUCUAAGAAAAGAAAAACUCUGUUAAGAUUGGCGGAACUAAUCCGAGUUCCGUCUACUAGCUUGGAGGUAUCUCCAGACGAUGGCUUCUCUUGGAGGAAAUAUGAGCAAAAAGAAAAUCUCGGAUCAAAAUAUCCAAGAAGCUAUUACUGGUGCAUCUCCGGAAAUGCACAAGGUUGUCUGGCUCAAAAGCAAGUUCAGCGAUCUGAUGACGACCCAACAAUCUUUGAGAUCACUUACCACGGAUGGCACACUUGUACUCUAGGCUCACAUGUAGUGCCUUUUCUAGGACCCUUGGAAAAUCAAGACCAAGAAACCUUUUAUGCUUCGCCCACGAUAUCCGGUAUUACAUAUUGCUCCACGAGCCCAUCUCCAAGUCCGAGCGGGAUGAACCCUAUCAUGCAGGAAGACAUUGACUUUUGA